AUUUACUUUCUUUUAUUUACAGGAGCAAAUCUGGAGGGGGAGGAGAGAGAGGAGUUUAUCAAGGAUUGCCAAACUAAUUCCACCUGCGGAGAAAUAGAUAUCCGAUAUCCCUUUCGCCUGGUCAACUCGACCCCUGCCUACUGCGGCGUUCAGGGCUUGGAGGUCUCAUGCUCCGCUGCCGGUGACGCCAUCAUCACGCUUCCUCAUUUAGGGCCCUGCAAGAUCAUCAAAUUCGACACUUAUUCGGUUAGAAUCAAGGUAGAAGGCAAUGAAUGGGCUCGGUGUCCACUGCAAAAGCUCAGCUCCACCAAUCUCACCGGAUCAAUUUACCAGCUGGAACACUAUUACGGCUACUACCCCUACUACGGCUACUACCCCUACUACGGCUACUACAACUAUAAGCUGGUGGCCUGCUCGAGUGAAAUAACAACAGAUCCGGAUUGGAUUUCGGGACCUAUCAAGUGCCUUAGCGAUGAAAGUGAAGGGCAGUUGGUUUAUGCAGCGGAUGCUUGGGCUUCCAUGGACAGACUCCCGUCAGGAUGCGUGACCACUGGAAUCGGUGGUUGGAUCGGAUAUGCACGCGGACGAAGGUUUGGAGUUCUGGUUCAGGGAUUCAUUCAAACGCUACAGAUGGAUGUAUCUCUUAAUAUUCCGGAAUGGGAGAUAUGCAGAGACUGCCAUGAAGAAGGAAAGCAAUGUGGAUUUAGCCGCAGAAGAAACCAAACUGCCUGCUUAGCGAGGCGCCAUGGAACAACAAACAUUGGGCUCAUAGUUGGAAUAUCUGUAGGUGGUUUUGUAGUUGUAUUAACAUCUCUUAUUAUAUUGUACAUAUUAAAGACGUCUAAAAAGGAUCAAGAAAUUCGUAUCAAGGUAGAACAAUUGCUCGCAACAUAUGGUGAUGCAAAACCAACUCGAUACUCUUUUUCUGAUAUUAAAAAGAUCACAAUGAGAUUCAAGAAUAAGUUGGGGCAAGGUGGAUAUGGAAGUGUGUAUAAAGGGGAGCUACCAAAUGGUAUUCCGGUAGCAGUUAAGAUGCUCGAAAGUUCAAAAGGGGAGGGCCAAGAAUUCACAAAUGAAGUUGCAACCAUUGGAAGGAUUCAUCAUAUUAACAUUACUCGUUUGUUGGGAUUUUGCUCAGAACGAUCAACUCGUGCUCUCGUCUAUGAGUUCAUGCCAAAUGAGUCCUUGGAGAAGUAUAUUUUCUCAAGACAAGACAAAGGAAGCAAAAAAUCAUUGAGCAUGGAGAAAUUGUUGAACAUUGCAAUAGGCAUUGCUCGAGGCAUUGAGUAUUUACAUCAAGGAUGUGAACAACGUAUUUUGCAUUUUGAUAUUAAGCCACAUAAUAUUCUAUUGGAUUAUGAUUUAAAUCCAAAGAUUUCAGACUUUGGACUAGCAAAGCUUUGCUCAAGGGAUGUUAGUAUCGUGACAAUGACAGCAAUGAGAGGCACAAUGGGAUAUAUUGCUCCUGAGAUGUAUUGUAGGAAUUUCGGGACGGUGUCAUAUAAAUCUGAUGUCUAUAGUUUUGGUAUGUUAUUGUUGGAGAUGAUAGGAGGCCGAAAAAAUCUUGAUCCCGAAAUAGGAAGAGAGAGUGAGAUUUAUUAUCCAGAAUGGGUGUAUGAUCGACUAGUUGAAAGACAAGACUUGGUAUUGACAAUGGAGAUUGAACAAAAUGAUGGAGAAAUAUUACAGAAGCUCUCUAAGGUGGCUUUAUGGUGCAUUCAAUGGAGUCCAACUGAAAGACCUACCAUGACUAGAGUUCUUCAUAUGCUUGUAGGGAGCUCAGAAGAAGUGCACAUGCCCCCUAAACCAUUUGUCUCCCAACACUAAUCAUGAUUAUGCUGAUUAAUAAAUAUGUCAAAUCAGUAAGUUCUCUCCUUUUGUGUAUAAGCUCUAAGUGACUUAUAGUACACAUGUAAUUUGAUCAUGUUUAAAUUCAACUGUAAUAAUAUAAUCAUUCAUAUGGUAGUGAAUAUAUUCUAAGUUGAAGUAGAGGAGAGAAUUGGACAGACAACUCUUUAUUUGCCUUUUUCUAUUCUCGUGCAUAAAGCAUGACAUUAAUUAUGA
Molecule: messenger RNA, 2064 nt
Organism: Zingiber officinale
Lineage: Eukaryota; Viridiplantae; Streptophyta; Magnoliopsida; Zingiberales; Zingiberaceae
Product: rust resistance kinase Lr10-like
Exons: 3
Coding region: 520-1827 (435 amino acids)
Biological process (GO): protein phosphorylation
Molecular function (GO): protein kinase activity; ATP binding
Source: RefSeq, a predicted model, not a curated record